AUUCCCUCACCUCUGUUUCCCAUUCUUCAAUUAAGACCUCAUCGUAACAACUCCACAUAUGGCUUUCAUUUUCCCACUUAGCUCAGAGCAUAUCAAAUUACAUCUAUAAAAGUGUUCUAUAAAAAAUAAAAAAUAAAAAAUAAAAAGGAGGGUUGGUUUUAUGCACCAAAAUUGCAUGAUGGAGCCAGGAGGAUUAGCAUGUUGCUUUUGCUUCUCCACCAAGAAGGGUGUUGCUGCAAGGAAUGACAAAAGCGGUGGAGUUUUAAGUUCAGACCACGUUGAAUGGGGAAAGAAUGAUGAAAUACUCUCUGACAUGAGCACUUUUUCGAUCAAGGAACAAGAAAAGAGGCUUAAGAAAGCGUUGGAAGAAGAAGGUAGGGUAAGCAAGGAAGCAGAGAGGAUUGUCCAAUGGGUGAAGCAGGAAUCAGCUAGAAUUGAUGAUUCUUUAAUCAAAACAAUUCUUAGUGAUGAUGAGGAAAAAGAAGCAACGGUUAAGUAAUACUUGUGAGUUUAUUGAUUUCUCUUGCCUUUUUUUUCUUUUUCUUUCUAAGUUGUUAUUAAACAAUUCUAAAGUGUAUAAACAUCCCUCAGAAAUGACCAAGAUUUUGAUAUUACCAAAGUAAGUCUAGUUGAUAUUAGAACAUAAUCUCCGUUACAUAGUUAUUAUUUUUUUUUUUGGGUAUAAUUUGGAGGGUAUCUCCAUUCAAUCUCCUAUGGUUAUCUUCAAAGUACGACACGAAGACUAUCCUUCAUUGGAAUAACGGGUGCAUUGAGCUUAGCUAUCGGAGGAAGGAUGAGACUAAUCCCCUUAAAAGAAAGGAAAGAGACACGUCUCUAACCUCAAAGAUUUUUCAAAAAUUUAUUUGAGAGAGGAUUUGAAAUUCUGAACCAAGCAAAUGUUACACAUAGUUAUUAUUAUUAUUAUUAUUGUCUUAGGGGGUUCCUUUAGCUUCAAGUUAUGCAUCAGAUUGCGAUGUAAAAGGAAGAAGAUCCUUCCUUUUGUGUCUUUGACUAUGUCAAACGAAGGAGUUGUGUUGGACUAGUCUAUCAGCUCCAUUGUCUGUUCCAACGGAAAU
This is a messenger RNA of Gastrolobium bilobum, 1076 nucleotides long. RefSeq lists its product as uncharacterized. The transcript has a single exon. Bases 161 to 499 code for a protein of 112 amino acids. NCBI's taxonomy places the organism in Eukaryota, Viridiplantae, Streptophyta, Magnoliopsida, Fabales, Fabaceae. The record is from RefSeq and is a predicted model, not a curated record.